Ictalurus punctatus (channel catfish) is the source of this 2984-nucleotide messenger RNA. It is a transcript of the gene tbccd1, whose product is annotated as TBCC domain containing 1. Bases 55 to 1803 code for a protein of 582 amino acids. The transcript has 7 exons. The record is from RefSeq and is a predicted model, not a curated record. NCBI's taxonomy places the organism in Eukaryota, Metazoa, Chordata, Actinopteri, Siluriformes, Ictaluridae. Gene Ontology annotation, cellular component: spindle pole centrosome. Gene Ontology annotation, biological process: maintenance of centrosome location; maintenance of Golgi location.
GAAGUGACUGGGCUCAGGGCUCCGAAGAGCAGAGGACGGCCGGAUGCAGAAAAAAUGGAGACCUUAUCGGCAAGUGUGUGGCCCCGUCUGGAGCCGUUCCUCCUGGGUGCGCUACAGGCCUCUCCUCCAAGCAAGCUGAGCAUGCACUACCUGCGCAAGAUGGCCUGCUACGUGCGCACACGUGAUGGCUGCUUCCCACGGCUGGGCUGGCAUAUGUGGCGGCACAUUGCCUGUGGCAAGCUACAGUUGCCCGAGGAGCUGGCCUGGCUCUACUUUGAAACCUUUGACCUGCUGGAGCCACGCUCUGCCGAGGAGAAGCUUGAGUGGGCAGAGGCUCUGUCUCUGAGCCUGAACCCUCGUGAUCUCGACCGCCAGCGCAGCAAGCUGUCUGUGGACACGCUGCAGUUCCUGCUGUUUCUCUACCUGCAGCAGCUGAACCGCGUCUCUUUGCGCGUCUCUCUAAUUGGUGAAGAGUGGCCGAGUCCUCGCUCUCGCUCCCUGUCGUCCUCCUCUGAUAGGGAGGCCAAGAUCAGCUCCCAAAACAAGAAUUGGGAUGACCAGGCACACCUUACCUUCGUGCAGACUCACCUGGCCGAACUGCUGGAGCUGUUGGCAGAUCCAGGCGAGCUGAGGGGUUCGGGUCAGGCCUCGCGAGACGGUAAACUCUCAGCCGAAGCCCUGCAGGCUCUCAGCGUGCUGCUGGAGGGCACGGCGAGCCGCGGCCGCACUAUUCACCCUCUCCAUCGACUACUGAGUCGCAGCCCACUCCAGUCCAUGGCUGGAUACUCAAAGAUCAGCCGCUCCUACUCAGUGCAGCAGUUGCAGAGCUGGUUGAGCCAGGUGCUCACACUCAACCCGUUCGGCAUGUCCACCUGCCUGCGCUCGGGCAAGAAGCUGGCCUGGGCUCUGCAAGUGGAAGGUUCUAUGAAGAGAGCCAAGAUAGCCAGGAACACACACAUGGCCCCUCCAGGCAGCAGGGUGGUGCUGAUGUCCCAGGUUUACAAACAGACACUGGCUAAAGACUCUGAGAAACUGGCUGGCGCGAACAUCAAACUGCACCGCUGCAGCGAGGCUUUUAUCUACCUACUUUCCCCCCUUAGGUCAGUGACUCUAGAUAAAUGUCGAGACAGCACCGUUGUACUGGGCCCAGUGGAGACCAGUGUUCACAUGCAGAGUUGCGAGAACGUGCGGCUGGUGUGCGUGGCCGGACGCUUGGCGGUGGGUGGCUCCACCGACUGCACCGUUCAUGCUCUCACUCCCACUAGGCCACUUCUACUGCCUGGCAAUGCCAGCCUCACACUGGGGCCUUUCCACACACACUACCCCAGCCUAGAGGACCACAUGGCCAGUGUGGGUUUAGCGGUCGUCCCCAAUCUCUGGGAUCGGCCGUUGAUUUACGCCCCAGAUUGUCCCUCACCAGACCAGGCCUGCUACCGUGUCCUGCCCCCUGCACAGCUCUGCCCUAUGGUAGUACCGUUCCUCAUGGAGGGCGACACCUGUGAGGUGCCAGGGGGACUGCCGUCAGACUACCAGCAGGCUCUGGAGGAGCGUCAACAGAGGGUGCACAACUGGCAGAAGCUGGUGAAGGACACGCACCUUAACAAGGAGCAGCGGCGGCAGUUCCGGGCUCUGGUAGAGCAGAAGUUUCACGAGUGGCUCCUGGAGACGGGACACAGACAGGAGCUGGACAGCCUACUGCCUCCAACCAUCACGCGUUCAAACACCACGUGCCAGUCAAACUCCACCCAUGGCUCUGAAUGUUCGCUACAGCAUCCAAAAGCUCACACCCCCACAGUGUCCUGAGGACACGAACACUGUAACAGACACCGAUGCACUUAUUUUAUUUAGUGAGCUUUAAAUCUGCGUAGCAUUUCUCUUGGCUGGGGCAGACAAGCUUUUAUCUGAGCAGGUCUUCUCAACCCAGAACUGAUCCAAGAUCGGCAGUUAGCGUAGCAGACUCAGGAUAUGAAUUUGAAACGGUAUGCUGAAAGUUGUCUUCAAAAUAUGAUACAGUAUAUGCCUUGUACUACUUACUACUGUUAGAGAAUUAUAUGCUGGAUACAUGCUGCAGAAUAUGCCUCAUUAUUAUAUAUUAUUCCCUUAAUCUGCAAGCGGCAUGGCUUUUUAUGGGUUUUUUCUUUUCAUUAGACGCAAGCUUUACAGUUAAGGUACUUGAGCGUUGCGAGUACCUCUGAGAGGACGACUGCCUUAUUCAUUUUCAUAUGGAAGAAUAGCACAGAACAGAGUCCUGCAUUCAUGUGUACAGUUUGAAAGUGUUUACUUUUAGAAUUGUCGUCUUCUCGAAGUUGUCUGGUUUACAGGAAGGAAAUACAUGCCUUUUGCUGGUAUGCAUUCGUUUUCUUAAAAUAAGAGUACAGAUCCAAGAUUAAAAUAAGGGAAAGCUUAUCUAAGCCAGAAUAUAUUUAGCACUCUUACUUGAUGCUCGAUAUCCAUGAGUACCAAGUUCUCUAUUGGCAGCCAGUAUGACUGUGAAUGUAUUUAUUUAUUUUUUUCCCCCUGCUGUAGUUGUUGCACUUCCAGUUUCAUAACUUUCCCAGUAAGUGCUACUUAUUGUGUUCUCUAAGACCAGUGUCGCUCAGUUCUGGAGUUCAUCUGCCCUGUAUAUUAAUUUCACAGCCCCGAAGGGAAAGCACUAAAACAUAGAAAAGAAGGGAGUCCGCAACAGAAAACCGGGGAAGCAUUGCUCUAGAUUCAUUAUGAGAUUUAAUUUAUAUGACCUGUAUAUCCAAACCAACAUGAAAUACCACAUUACUCUCUGGAUUCAUUUUUCUACUUCUGUAGGAACUCACUUUUGUCCGUCAUGUAUCUCGUCUCUUUUUCCAUUAUGAAUAAAGUGUAUGAAUAAAUCCAGAGGACCUGUUUUUACAAAGAGAGCACAGUCUGUUAAGUACAGUUUGGCAUUAUGUUUAGAUUAAGGGAAGAGAUUUUGUUUGACUACCAAUAAAAGAUGCUUUAUCUUUGCA